Messenger RNA from Ceraceosorus guamensis, 8366 nucleotides. RefSeq names its product ARM repeat-containing protein. The record is from RefSeq and is a predicted model, not a curated record. Bases 100 to 8094 code for a protein of 2664 amino acids. Gene Ontology annotation, biological process: regulation of translation; cellular response to amino acid starvation. The transcript has 6 exons. Lineage: Eukaryota; Fungi; Basidiomycota; Exobasidiomycetes; Ceraceosorales; Ceraceosoraceae. Gene Ontology annotation, molecular function: protein kinase regulator activity. Gene Ontology annotation, cellular component: cytosol.
AGUCCUUUUCUCAAGUCGGAGGUCCUUGCUGCUGCUGCUCCUGCCAGCUCGUGCUCUGGCGGCGCUGUAAGUGAAGCGAUCCGCGCUUGGCGGGCACUCAUGAAAGCUAAAAAGGACUUGCAAGGCUGGCUUCAUACCAGCAGUCAAAGCUCUUCAGCUUCUCAACACCAACCUUACGAUAGCGACGACGAGAUGGCACCUGGAGCAGAAGCUCGUGCUGCCAGCAGCGCAGCUGCGACUUUCGCAAUCGGCGAUGCACCCGCCGAGGACUGGCCUGCUUUUCUCUCUUUGGCCGAGGCUAGGAUACGCAGCGGAAGUUCUAAGGCGCGCACAUCGUUUAUGAGUGGGGGCUUGGUCACUGCUGCAAAGUCCAAGUCUGUGUCAUCUUCGCAACGAGCAGAGCUGCUGGCUCGCAUCCUCCACACCUACGGCCGUUUCUCCGAUCGAUCUUCUCAUUUGGCAGCAUUGACGGCGGGAACAACGCUGCUUCGAUGCGAUGCUGCACAGGAUAGGGCGAAUUCGGAAGAGCCCAAGGGGCUGCCUAUGAGGUACGCAGUCGGCUUUCUCUCAAGAGAGGCAGAGCGGCUGUGCAAAGCGGCGGGUUCAGGACCCACGAGCGCCCCUGCUGUCAGGAUUGCUCUGCUCAGCUGGCUAUGCGCCGUUUUCGCUACGCUCGUGGAUUCGUUCACCAGUAGCGGCACUCUCGAACAAAAAGAUAACGCCAGUCAAUCACCACAUUGGCAGCCUCUUGUAUCCAACAUUGCCCUCGUGCUGGACUCACUGCUUGGUGGUGAUGAGCUCAAGCCUUCCGGACGACUCUCGGUGCUGCGGAUAGUGAGAAAGACGGUCCGAAGUUCCCAUGCGGAGCUUGUUGCCCUGAUCCACACAAUCGUCUCUACACCGACAGGGCCAGCAGCAUUCAGAGCAGUAGUCUUGCUUGGAGUAGUCACGGACGUGGCGUUGAGACUGCGGUCCGGUCGAGAGCUGCAAAAGGGCAGUUCCGAUGGAUUUGGUCGGCGCACCCUCGGAGAGGCCAAAAAGGACAUUCUCACAUUUUACACCGCCAACGUCAUCUCCUCCAAGGUGGCCGUGCCAGAGCACGUCCCCGAUUCGCUGAGAGACUUUAUCGCCGCAGAAGUGACGGAGGAGGACGUCACUACUCUCAUAAGGCCUCCUUUGGAAAAGAUGCUGCUCAGAUCACCCGAAAUUGCGCUUCUUCCUGCAAAUGCCUUCUUCAGCGCGUAUCAUGGCGAUUUGACACCGCACCUCAAGGGCCUGCAGGGUUCCAUCAUGUCCGCUUCGAGAUCUAGCGCGCCGGCAACUCGGGCGCGUGCAGUCGCCUUCUUUGGCACUCUGGUCUCGCGCACAGAGGAUGCGACCGCUGUCAAAAAUGUUUCGGAAGACAUGCUCAGCACUUUGAAGGCUGGCAAAGCUAGCUCGCCCGAGCAGAGAGGGGCUCUCUUUGACAUGCUUGCUGGAGUCAAACCCGCCUCGGACCAAUCUGCCUCGAUCACAGAGGUGAUCGCUGUGGUUCUUGGAAAGGAGAACAACGAAUCUGCAAUGCAGGCUGCUGUGCGAGCCAUCACCUCUCACACUGCUUGGCUUCUGAGCCAGGGCCAGGCUCCGCCAGCAUCGGUAGCGACCUCGCUCGCCAAGGAGCUUCAAAAUCCCAAGGUACCUCUGAGGAAAUUGGUCUGCAUUGGCGUCGGCGAGACCUUAUGGGGCUUGUCUUCUAAGAACGCAACACCCGCCUCUCUCAGCUUUGGCGAAGCACUCCUGCCCGGCCUCGCCUUCAAUCUCAAAACCGCGACUACCAGUCCAUUGACGUCCCAGUCUGGACCUUUGGAGGGCUACAUCGCCGUAGCUGCGCUCAUUGGCCGAAUGGGCGGAUGGUCUUCAGCAAAGAUCGACAGCUUCAUUGCGGACAAUGCGGUGAUUCAAGGAAUGGCAGCAGGCGGUGCCAAGCCGUCUUUUGUGCUUUGGGACAAGAUCUAUCGACGAGCGACGGGCCUCGAAGAAGAGACUUGGCACGUGCGAGCUCUGGAAAGUGUCAUCUUGCGCUACAGCGCCAAGCUUGCAGGCGAUCAGUCCGCUCGGACUGCCGCUGCUUUGGCACUGUCUCAUUGCGUCUUGUCAUCCAAUCAUCGCGAGGCAUCGCAAGCGGCGGUAGAGUCUGUCAGGCACAUCGUCGAGCGCGAUGCGGCCCUGGGACCGCAGCUCGUCCACCUAGGUCUCUCCACAUGGCUCGAGGCUCGGCAUUCUGCCCUGCCGACAGCUGGCUCGUCUACGUCGGCGUCGACGGAUGCAGAAGGCGUGACAGUCAAGCCAAAAUCGUACCAAAGGAUCUUGAGGUUGCUCCUGCAAGCUACAAUCCCUUCAAGCAAUGACGUGGCCGAAGGCCAGUGCGAAGAUAUCCUGGUGCGAUUCUUGGUACUCGCGCACCAUCCUGUCCUGCAAGACCGGGACCGAGAUCUUUUCGUGGAUCUCAUGCUCCGAGCCAAGGUCGACCCUCCCGCCUUUGUUGAGAACAAGCUAGCACAAUUGCUGAGCUCUUGCGACGAGGCCAAGGACCUUCCGUACCUGCGUGAAGCUGCAUAUCCAGCAAUGUCCACAUUGGUCCUCAUUGCGCCAUCACUUGUGUCUCAAGCUUUGACGAGUCAAGUGAUCACGAAUGUCGCCAAAGACGACCUGGCAAAUCUCACUCAGCAAGACCUAGGGAUCUGGCACACUCCUCCAGGUACCCUCUUCGUCGACAUUCUAGCGGCCAAGAAAGAUAAGCAGGCAGUGGACAAAAACAGAAAGGACGCUAAUAUCGAGGCUUGGGAGGCAGAGCUGCGCGAGUCGAUCGCUCGGAAAAAGGCAGCUGCUAACAAGACCUUCACGAAAGAGGAGCAGCGAGCCAUCGAUACGCAACUGAAGCUGGAAGCUGAGGUUCGAGCGCGAGUGACGCUGCUUGAGCAGAAGCUGGUGCAUGCUAUGCGGACCAUUGAUAGCAUCGUCAUGGCGAGGAGUGAAGGAACGCAAGGGGUCAUUUCGACGCUCACUCUGCUCGUCUCGGACCUGCUUGCAAGUCCGCAUGCGAUGAUCAUUGCGAACCAGCAAAUACAUCAGGCUGUCACCUCGCUGGUCUCUGUGCUCUCUCCUCGUCUGGCAGAGUACGAGGCAUCCUUACGUCUUGCCCUUCUCCGAAGCGUCGACGAAGAGCUCAUUUCGGAGGACCUGCGGAGAGAGCCGCUCGGCGACCUCACUCUUCGAGUGCUGUAUCGAGUGCGCUUCGUCAGCGAAGCUGCUCCUUUGGACCUGGGCAGCGUCUCCUUAAUCAGCCCCCUCAUCACGCGCGUUAUCUUUAAUGGCGGACUUGGUGUGGCAGAAACGGACGCUGAGAGCAUCGCUGAACAGGUCCAACUCGCCCUCGACUUUAUGGGCUUCCAUGCAGCAGCUUCCGAGGAUCCGCGCUUUCCUCGCAUUCUCUUCGUAGAUAAUGUUGUGCACGUAGUUGCGAAACAUACCCAGCUCGCGCAAGAAGCUGUCGCCAUCUUCCGCUCUUUGGGAGAAGCCAUCAAGACGAACGCCACCCAGGCGGAGAUUGCCGUCAUUCUGAGGCACACUCUCGCUGACGAGACUUAUGUUCGCUCUGGCAGCUUGCAGGCUUUGCAGCCGCUCGACCUUACCCACAUGGAGUACUGUGUCGAGCUUUGGGUUGCCUGCCACGACUCUGACGGUGAAAAUGCUCGUUUGGCAGAGAAGGCUUGGGAGGAGAACGCGAUGGACGUGCCGAGCUCUUACAUGGCGACGCUUGUGCCUUUGCUCGAGCAUGAAAACAACUUUGUGCGCAUCGCUACAGGAGCAGCCCUCACGGAAGCAGCGCGUCUUCAUCCCGAGUCAGUCACUGCCCUGGUUGGAGAGCUUCGCAAGCUUUACGACUUGCGAGCCGUCGAGUUGAAGCCCGAGCUGGACAUGUACGGUCUUGUGCGGGACGAAACGGUGGGCCGUGAAGAUCCUUGGCGGGCAAGGGCAGCUGUUGCGCUCGCCUUUCAAAAGCUCGCACCCCUGUUCAACGGCACGGAUGUUGAGCCAUUCUUUGACUUCUUGAUUGCUGGAGGCGCGCUUGGUGAUCGCAAUGAGGAGGUCAGACAGAAGAUGCUCGAGGCUGGCACAGCCGUCAUCGACGCAAGAGGCGGGGACACAUUGUCAGGCCUCAUACACAUGUUUGAGAGUUACCUGUCUCAUCCCACACCUGCCUUUGAGCGAGACGACGGGGUGACGGAAGCAGUCAUCAUUUUGUUCGGACGCUUGGCACGCCACCUGGAGCCCGCGGACACGCGCGUCACACAAGUCGUCGAUCGACUAAUCGCUGCCCUCGCUACCCCAUCCGAGACGGUGCAAGUCGCUGUGACGGACUGCCUGCCACCGCUAGUCCGAUCUCUGGGCGAUGCGACCUCUCCAAUGGUCGACCGUCUCUUCGCCGAUCUCAUCCAUGGCGAAAAAUAUGCUCUUCGAAGAGGUUCUGCAUAUGGUCUGGCCGGUCUCAUCAAAGGGCGCGGUAUCUCGAGCAUCGCAGAGUAUCGCAUCAUGCAGCGACUAGCCGAUGCGAUCGAAGACAAGAAGAACCCGCAGAGCAGGCAAGGAGCGAUGAUGGCGUACGAAACCUUCUCUGCCACCUUGCAGCGGCUCUUCGAGCCGUACGUUCCCAGCAUUCUUCCCCACAUGCUUGCCAGCUUUGGCGACACGUCGACGGAUGUGCGCGAAGCCACGCAAGAUACGGCCCGUGUUCUCAUGACCAACCUUUCAGGUUACUGCGUCAAGGUCGUGCUUCCGACGCUGCUGGACGGCCUUGAGGACAAACAAUGGAGAACAAAGAAGGGCGCAAUCGAGCUUUUAGGAGCAAUGGCCUAUUGCGCUCCCAAGCAACUUUCUGCCGCACUGCCAACGAUUAUCCCAAGCCUCAAUGAACCACUCAAAGACUCGCACACUCAAGUGCGACAGUCGGCCGAGCGAGCCAUCAAGGGCUUUGGAGAGGUCAUUCGCAACCCUGAGAUCAAAAAACUGGUACCCACGCUCCUCAAAGCACUCAUCGACCCAAAUGCAAAGACGGCCACGGCACAGUCACGGCUGCUCAAGACUACCUUUGUGCACUACAUUGACGCCCCCUCUCUGGCAUUGGUGAUUCCAGUCAUCGAUAGAGGCAUGCGAGAGAGGAGCGCUCAAGUGCAGAAAGACGCCGCGAAAAUUGUGGGCAACUUGGCCAGUCUGACCGAUGCCAAGGAUUUCACACCUUACUUGCAAACCUUGGUGCCUCUGAUUCGGACCGUGCUGGUGUCGCCCGUUCCGGAAGCCAGAGCUGUCGCUGCCAGAGCUCUCGGCACCUUGGUGGAACGCCUUGGGGAGGUCUACUUUGUCGAGCUGGUGCCCAGCCUGCUCCAAGUGCUGCGCUCUGAUGCGACGGGAGUGGACAGACAAGGCUCUGCGCAGGGUCUGGCCGAGGUGCUGGCAGCGCUUGGCAUGGAACGCAUGGAGUCGUUGCUACCCGAGCUGAUUGCGCAAGCGAGCAGCAGCAGACCAUACGUGCGCGUCGGACAUCUCACGCUGCUCAUUUAUCUGCCCGCCACCUUUGGCGUUCGUUUUGCUGUGCACUUGCCACGCAUCUUGCCGCCAAUCGUCUCGGGCAUCGCAGAUGAAAGCGAGAGUGUGCGCGAAGUGUCCAUGCGCGCGGGUAGAAUGGUCAUUGCUCAGUACUCGUCCGAAGCUCGACAACUGCUCCUUCCAGAGCUCGAGCGCGGCAUGUUCGACGAGAGCUGGAGAGUGCGUCUCUCUUCCAUCCAGCUCGUUGCUGAACUAUUGUACAAGCUCAGCGGCAUCUCUGGCGCGAAUGAUGUCGCCGAUGACGAAGAGGGCGGCGAAGGAAAUGAGGAGAACGCCGUGGUAGGCAAUUCGAUCCAGCGCCAGCUCAUGGAGUCCCUUGGCAAGGAAAGAAGAGAUCGCAUCCUUGCUGGCAUCUAUAUCCUGCGCCAAGACUCUGUCAUCAACGUGCGCCAGACUGCGCAGAAUGUUUGGAAGACGCUCGUCGCGAAUACUCCCCGGACGGCUCGCGAGGUACUUGCAGUGAUGCUGGAUCUGAUCAUCCAGGCUCUGGCUGCCGAAGGCGUGGAGCAAGGAGAGAUGGCCGGAAGAACGCUUGGCGAGCUCGUUGCAAAGCUGGGAGAGCGCAUCCUUGGAGAGUGCAUUCCUCUCUUGCGGCUCAAAGGUGCCGAAGCAUCCGAUGCGCAGCUCCGGGCAGGUGUCUGCUUCGCUGUCACUGAAGUUCUGUCGGCAGCAACGAGAUCGCAAUUGGAUGAUCACGAAGACAGCCUCAUCGCCAUUGUUCGUCACGGCUUGGUCGACGAAUCUGCCAAAGUACGGCAGGCCGCGGCGUCCGCAUUCGAUGCCCUGCAGCGCGUCAUCGGACCUCGAGCUAUUGACGAGACCAUCCCAACCUUGCUUGGUGCGCUACAGGAGGGUACCGGAAGCUCAGAGACUGCACUCGCUGCCCUCCGCGAAGUCAUGCGCGCUCGUGGCGACGUGGUGUUCCCCGUGGUGGUCCCCACUCUCACGAAGCAGCCCAUCUCUGCCUUUAAUGCCCGCGCGAUCUCUGCCCUUGUGCGCGUUGCAGGCAGCUCGCUCACCAAGAAAUUGUCGAGCAUUCUCGGAGCUUUGUCGACCUCGCUAGAGAGGGAAGCGGAUGAGAAGACGCGAUCGGACCUCGAGGGCGCAGUCUCGAGCAUUCUGAGCUCGGUCUCUGACUUUGAGGGUCUCCAUCAGCUUAUGCUACUCUUGCUUGGCUGGGCAGGCGACAGGGACAAUCCCAAGCAGCGAGUACGAGGCUGCCGAUUCUUUGCCACCUUUUGCUCUGUCAAACGUGGCGAUGUCGACAUCAGCGACUACCACCAAGACUGGGUGCGCCGCUUACUGUCGCUCUUCGAAGAUCGCACAUCGGAAGUGGUGGAUGAGGCAUGGACAGCUUUGGACGCGCUGCUCAAAACAGUUCCAAAGGGCGAGGUUGAGAAUCUCGUCGUGCCCAUGCGCCGAACCCUCGAGACGACUGGUGCACCGGGAGAAGAACUGCCGGGACUGUGCAGACCAAAAGGGCCUGCGCCCCUGGUGCCCGUGUUUCUUGCAGGCCUGCUAAACGGGACGGCCGAGCAGCGCGAACAAGGAGCGUACGGUUUGGCCGACAUCGUGGAGCGGACGUCGGCGGACGCGAUCAAGCCAUUCGUCAUUCAGAUGGUUGGUCCGCUAAUCAGAGCGUGCGGUGAUCGACACCCGGGCGCUGUGAAAGCUGCAAUCCUGGUCUCUCUCACAACCACCCUGCGAGUCGUCCCUCAACACACCAAGGCAUUCCUUCCUCAGCUUCAGCGUUCGUUCCAGAAGGCCGUCUCGGACGCCUCUUUGAACGUGCGGUCCAAAGCUGCCACCGCGCUGGGCGUGUUGAUGGCGUUGCAGGCGCGUGUCGACCCAGUGAUCUUGGAGCUCGUGGCAGGAUCGCGACCUGCUGUGGGAGGACCUGCCCCCGCUGCGGCAGCGAGCGCAGCUGGAAGUGCCCAGACCGGUCCGGUGCCAGAUGCAAAGACGUUGGCAGAAUCCUCGCUCUCCGCCCUUGCGCAGGUUCUGGCAGCGGCGCCAGCGAAGAACAUUGGUGCUGCGGCUAGAGAAGCGGUGAGCGGUUUGGUGGAGGAAGCCUUUCAGGAAUGCGCUGCCACCGGUACCAAUGCUGUCAAGGAUGGAGCCAAGGUGGUGCUAGCCGACGUGUUUGGCGCACUCGUCGCUCUGGGCGAUCCCCGCACUGCAGAGGGAGCACCAGGCGCGAUGCGCAUCUUUGCGGUUCACAUUUCGCAAGAUGCACCAGAGGCGCAGCUGGCAAGUCUGUGCUUAGCUGCGAGCUUGGAGAGAGCAAGCGGGCAGACGUUUGUCAUCGAUUCACCUACCCGCUUGGCUCGUGCAGUGGGUCACUGGUGCACUUGCGACGCUUCGGUCGCGCGACCUGCCAGACAAUCGCGAGAGAUCAUGCAGGGUCAGUCUCCUUGGAAGGACAAUGCAGAUGUGCUUGAUGUAUUGUAAAGAUCAGAUACCAUCGAAAUGGCCAAGCAGAAAAAAAAAAGGCAAAUAGCCAACAAGUGCAAAAUGCAACCCAGAGUCUGAUCCUAUCGUCACCAUGGCGGCUGAUCGCGACUCGUUACUACGUCUUGGUGCCGUAUGGAGAGACAAAAAGCAUUGGGUAAAUGAAGGUACAUUCACAUUAUUUGAUCUCCAUUGCGUUUAUUGAACUCGUCUUGUUCGCGUACAUUUACUUGUGGAAGUGGUCCGCGAGAACCUUGAGCUGAUUAUUACCA